Messenger RNA from Sphaeroforma arctica JP610, 309 nucleotides. RefSeq lists its product as hypothetical. The record is from RefSeq and is a predicted model, not a curated record. The coding region runs from base 1 to 309 and encodes 102 amino acids. NCBI's taxonomy places the organism in Eukaryota, Ichthyosporea, Ichthyophonida. The transcript has a single exon.
AUGGCGUACGAGAUGGAGUUGGGCGAUGCCGAUUCUCUGGUGAUGCACCUACCACUAGACGGUAACCCACUACGACCCGCCUACACACACAAGCUGUCAGGCAUGCACGCACGCGGUACGCUUGAGAUUGAUGACGAGACGUAUAUGUUCCCCGAUGCCGCAGCUGCGUUGGAUUGGACCAAGAGUCUUUCUCUGCGCCGUACGGGUAUGGUUUAUGUGUGUUUUCCUGUGGUAUGUCACUUGGCCUGUGAGUUGAUGGACGUGUCCGGACUGGGAUGUUAUUUUUCUGAGUGCGCCGGUUUGGUGUAG